AGUCGAUUGCCGGCGUAUAACACAAGACGGAAUCAUGCAUUGUGCUCCUCCAGAUCGGUAGCGCCAUCCGUGUAGCAUCGAUCUUCUUGCUGCACGGCAUGGUCGACGAAGAAACAUGGCGGUCCUUCGCUGCGUUGCUCGAUGCAGGAGUCAAGGCUCUCUUUACCCCUCAGUCCUACUCCUAUGCGUCUCAUUCUCGAAAACAGAGAUGCGAGCGAGCAAGAAGAACAGAGAUUCGUGCGAUGAGGAUUUCAGCUACGAUCUAGACUUGCUAGAUGCGGAGAUUGAGAUGAUCAUCAAAGAACACGAUGCCCUCGUCGAGGCGGUCAAUGCGUUACGAGAUCGACUGGCUCGACAAAAGUGGGGUGACCCUCUGGCCUGCGUUUGCGACCGCUCACGUUCCCUUGCUACGAUCAGAGCCUGCCCAUCGUGCUCGAGGCGAUUCAAGAAACUUGCCGCCCUCAAGCAGAGAAAGGUGGCAAAGACGUGAUCGCCUCUCACUGACCGCGCAUAGACGCGCAUCAGAGUCGGACAGAAGGCAGGAGCGCGCGCCCUCAUCAUCUAGCAUUCCACAUUGCAAUGUCAUCUGCGCUCUUGUCCCGCAAGCUCUACUCUCCGCUGAUUUCAUACGCCACAAGCGUGGAUAACGCGAUAUGACAAGAUGACACUCCGG
This is a messenger RNA of Mixia osmundae IAM 14324, 673 nucleotides long. RefSeq lists its product as uncharacterized. The record is from RefSeq and is a predicted model, not a curated record. The coding region runs from base 116 to 490 and encodes 124 amino acids. Lineage: Eukaryota; Fungi; Basidiomycota; Mixiomycetes; Mixiales; Mixiaceae. The transcript has a single exon.